Messenger RNA from Mya arenaria, 1083 nucleotides. RefSeq lists its product as uncharacterized. Gene Ontology annotation, biological process: adenylate cyclase-activating G protein-coupled receptor signaling pathway. The coding region runs from base 1 to 1083 and encodes 360 amino acids. Gene Ontology annotation, molecular function: G protein-coupled receptor activity. The record is from RefSeq and is a predicted model, not a curated record. Gene Ontology annotation, cellular component: plasma membrane. The transcript has 2 exons. Lineage: Eukaryota; Metazoa; Mollusca; Bivalvia; Myida; Myidae.
AUGAUGGUGCCAAAUAACACGACAAAGCCAGAAACAUUUCUGUUUAAAGAUGGGUACGAUAUUCCAGUUUACGGGUUGGCUAAUGGAAUGUUUUACUAUAUACACAUACCCGCAAUUGUAUGCUUACUCGCGAGUCUCAGCUGUGCAGUGGCAACCAUUGUUCUGUCCUUUAAGCGUCGCAAGGCUGGUGAGUUUUUCACUAAAUGGUCUAAAGGAGAGAGGCUUGUCGUCUACAUUUCAACUUGCGAUGGGAUGUUCUGUGCCUCUCAUUUGAUGGACCAUCUACAGAUUCUGUUCACUUUGGAUCACGUGAGACCAAAAGAGCUGUGUGCAUUUUACGGAUUUGUUAUGACGGUCUUUGUUGUUGCCCAGAUUCUCAUCGUGAAUGUCGUGGCUGUCCACGUUUUCGUCAUGAUGUUCCUGAAUAAGAAAAUUUCGUUUGGAAAGUACGAUAGUUGUUUGAUUAUCUGGGCUUUUGGUGUCCCCAUCUUUGGGGCAACGGUUGCAGCCACGUAUGAGCAGUUUGGGCCGAUGGGAAUUGCAUGCUUGUACGACGCUAUCAAGGGCCACGUGGCAAAUAUGGUGCUCACUACCAUCCCAGUACCAGUUAUUUUGGUUGCCAACAUUGUGCUCUACAUACUUACCUUCAUCAGGAUUCGCAGCGAUACAUUAAUCCGCAAAUACAGAUUCGGCACAUAUGCGAACGCUGUUGGGCGCCACAUUAAAGCUGCUAAGAGGAUGCUAAUGUUCGUGUGUGCGUUCGUAUUGCAAUGGUGGUGUUUUGGUCUUUUUGGAGCUUGGUCACUGUUUGUGGACAAUCCAUUGGAAAUACCGGAGAUUUUGAACUACUUCGGGGUCGUAUUCACCAACCUCGGAGAUGUCUUCAACUUGGUAGUGUAUCUCCUGGUGUUAAGAAAUAAAAGUAGGCAGCUCAUGUCUAAGCCACAACAGAUACAGAACGAAAAGAGCGAUGACCUUCAGGAAUUAGCAGUCACAAUAGCAAAGAAACAACAUAAUAUUCCGAAAAGCGAAAGGGAAGCAAUUUUGGAAAUGAUAAAAAACGCAAGAUCGACAGAUGUCUGA